UUAGCCGAAAGCCUUUUCAUUCAGUCACUCGCAACAUACGCUGCACCGAGUGAGGGUGGUGGAAAAUCGUCGGGCGGAGAAAUCGAAUAACGGCGCUGAGGAAAUCAACUACGACCACAAGGAACAAGGCUAGCCAAGAACGUCAGACAUCGGCGCCGCUCCUAAACUACCGAAAAGUUCGCGAUUUGUUCAACGAAAGUCCCUCAGAAGCGACGUAUAUAUCUCGUAUACAUCACAAUGUUAUUUAUGUGUCACCAAAUGGCCAUGAAGAAGGAGGCCCAGGAGAAGCUCAAAGCAGAGGAGCUCCGUAAGGCACAAGCCGCUGCUGACAUCCCCAUCAUCUGGAUAUUGGGCGGUCCCGGCUGCGGCAAAGGCACUCAGUGUGCUAAGAUUGUGGAGAAAUAUGGAUUCACACAUCUGAGCAGUGGAGACUUAUUGCGCAAUGAGGUGGCUUCAGGAUCGGACAAGGGUCGUCAGCUGCAGGCCGUCAUGAGCAGUGGCGGCUUGGUAUCCAACGAUGAGGUCCUUUCGCUGCUGAACGAUGCUGUGAACCGUGCCAAGGGUGGCUCGAAGGGCUUCCUCAUCGAUGGAUAUCCACGUGAGAAGACCCAGGGCGUGGCCUUUGAGGAGCGUAUUGGUCCCGCCGAUCUGGCCUUGUACUUCGAUUGCUCUGAAGACACCAUGCUGAAGCGUAUAUUGGCGCGUGCCGCUGCCGCAGCUGUGAAAAGAUCCGAUGACAAUGAGGAAACCAUUAGGGCGCGUCUGCAGACUUUCAAGCAGAAUACAAGCGCCAUUCUGGAACUAUACGCAGACAAAACCUUGACGAUCAAUGCCGAGCGUGAUGUCGAUGACAUCUUCCAGGAGGUUGUUCAGGCCAUCGAUUGUGUGCUCAAGAAGAAGGCGAAAAUAGCCGCACACUGCUAGUAGGCUAGUAGAGAGCUCUUAUUAAGAAACAGUACCAAAGUUAGCAAUACAGCCAAAAAUUUAUACGCACUUUUUAACGCUAAACUCGAAGAAAUCUCACAAAUUUGCACAAAUGAAAGCGAAACACCAAAUUUAUUAGUUUUUAAAUGAAUGUCAUAUUAUCCCAUUAAGUGGGACUACAACACAUAAUCUCAUGCAAGAAAUGGUUGAUCUAAUGCUCUAAAUAAAUUUACCCAUAAAUUCAA
Messenger RNA from Drosophila persimilis, 1169 nucleotides. RefSeq names its product adenylate kinase isoenzyme 1. NCBI's taxonomy places the organism in Eukaryota, Metazoa, Arthropoda, Insecta, Diptera, Drosophilidae. Bases 238 to 924 code for a protein of 228 amino acids. Gene Ontology annotation, biological process: nucleoside triphosphate biosynthetic process; ATP metabolic process. Gene Ontology annotation, molecular function: ATP binding; AMP kinase activity. The transcript is spliced from 5 exons. Gene Ontology annotation, cellular component: cytosol; cytoplasm. The record is from RefSeq and is a predicted model, not a curated record.